AUGGCGCAGUCGGAUCUCGAUGUGCUGCUCGACAUGGGCUUCGAGAAGGAGCGGGCAGAGCUUGCCGUCAAACGCUCUGGGGGUCUGCAGGGAGCUUUGACGUGGCUCGAAGAGACGCAAGACACGCCGCUGGAGACGCUCAAGGCUUCCAGUGCCACGGCCGCAGCAAAGGACGGCACCGACGGCGAGCUGGACGACGACGAGGGUGCAACAGCGGCUGCCAUCAGUGCCCUCGAAUCAGGCCAGGAGGCCAAGUCGCUCGUGUGCAACGAGUGUGGCAAGAAGUUCCGGAGCCAGGCCACGGCCGAGUUUCAUGCCUCGAAGUCUGGUCAUACAGACUUUGCAGAGUCCACCGAGGAAAUUGCACCGCUGACGGAAGAGGAGAAGAAGGCCCGCCUCGAGGAGCUCCGGGAACGGCUCAAGGCGAAGCGUGCCAACCAGGCCAUUGCCGACCGUGAGGACCAGAAGAAGAACGAGAAAAUUCGCAUGAAGGCCACCAAGGAGACUCAAGAUUUGAAGGAGGAGCUUGAGCGGAAGGAGCGAAUCAAGGAGGCGGCCAAGAAGCGCGCAGAGAAGGUUGCCGAUGCAGAUGCCAAGAGGUUGGUCAAGGCUCGCAUUGAGGCUGACAAGGAAGAGCGUCGCCGGAAAGCGGAGCUGGCCAAAGCGGCCCGCGAAGGCCGUGCACCAGAGACACCUGCUGCACCGUCAGCUCCGGCGGGCGGCGGACUGGCAGCCGCGGUCGCAGCUUCCUCGUCCUCCUCGUCGAACCAGGCCCGUCUCCGCCUGCAACUGCCGACAGGAAACGUCCAGAAGACUUUUGACGCCGAGGCCACGCUGUUCGAGGUGGCACAGGCUCUGGAAGCGGACGACGGAUUCAAAGCCAACAAGUUCGAGCUGACGUUUCCGCGGAAAACGUUUGAGGGCGCAACCGACAUGAGCAAGACACUCCGGGAGCUGGGCCUGACGCCCAGUGCUGUGCUCCGGGUGCAGUAG
Messenger RNA from Sporothrix brasiliensis 5110, 993 nucleotides. RefSeq names its product UBX domain protein. Lineage: Eukaryota; Fungi; Ascomycota; Sordariomycetes; Ophiostomatales; Ophiostomataceae. The record is from RefSeq and is a predicted model, not a curated record. Gene Ontology annotation, molecular function: protein binding. The transcript is spliced from 3 exons. The coding region runs from base 1 to 993 and encodes 330 amino acids.